Messenger RNA from Coregonus clupeaformis (lake whitefish), 7917 nucleotides. Its product is annotated as neuroligin-1-like. NCBI's taxonomy places the organism in Eukaryota, Metazoa, Chordata, Actinopteri, Salmoniformes, Salmonidae. Gene Ontology annotation, cellular component: cell surface; synapse; postsynaptic specialization membrane. Gene Ontology annotation, biological process: modulation of chemical synaptic transmission; presynaptic membrane assembly; neuron cell-cell adhesion. Bases 886 to 3438 code for a protein of 850 amino acids. Gene Ontology annotation, molecular function: neurexin family protein binding; signaling receptor activity. The record is from RefSeq and is a predicted model, not a curated record. The transcript is spliced from 7 exons.
UGCACCGCAGUCCGCCUCCUGUAGGAUUUGUGAGGUUAACUGCCAAUCGUUUGAUAUCAACAUCGGUGAUUAUUAGAGUUGGGUAAUUUGUCUGGACUUUAUCUAUCAAAAUACAGUUUUAAACCACGUCAGCGGCGCUCUCCUAGGAACGUCAGACCUGACUUGGUUUCUUCACCGGACUCUAUUCUGCUUUAUAUUCCGUUCACUGUCAAAAACACAGCAACUAUAGGAGGAGCGGGAGUCGGCUAUUUUACCUUCAAACUUUGUGAAGGGAUAACGGUUGCACCAAAUGUAGCCUGACCAAGACAUUCUGAGAAAAAAAGUAAACUGACCGUCGAUAAAGCUAUUUGGAAGUAUUGACGGCAGAAACCGGGUGCGGUUGAAAAACCUUUGCCACUCCCGUUGUCUCAGUCAAGAUUCAAUCAUCAUUGACUGUAUUAAUUGGACAUGCCUGAUGUCUGGUUCAAAAUAACUCAAAAACUCCAAGGAUUGUUCUGAGUCGACGAGCAAUAUAAAGAUUCUUCCAUAACUCAGGAUAUAGACCCACGCCCUGACUGGAGUUGAUUUAUCUGUGGAAGACCUGCUGCAAAUGGCUGCCCUGCCUGCGUUGCCAGGAUGGAAAACAGGAUUGUCAAUAGGAUGCGGCCUGAAAAAUAUCGGCAAGUGAAGAUGUCGCCUCCGCCAGUGUGAAAUCAAUGGGGAGUACUUGCUAUGCGAAGAGCCUUUGAACUUUUUGACAGCCGCACGUUUGGGAGGCCUGAUACCUUGCCUUUGAUUGUAACCCUUCCUGUGAGUGGAUCUAAAGUGGAUUGUUGCUGCUAGCGCUGUGGUGUCAUUAGCCUCUUUAGUGUGUGUGUGUGUGUCUACUGGUGUGGCAGAGGGAGCAUGCCCCUGCAGAGGCCUGGCUGUCUGAAGCUGUACCCUGCGGGGAGGGCCAUGCAGCCCCGGCUGGGCGUAGGCCUGGGUCUGGGCCUGGAUCUCACCUUCCUGCUGUGGAUACUGAGCCUAGCACAGCAGGCCCUGGUCACGGCCUCUCAGAAACUGGACGAGACGGACCCCGUGGUCACCACCGUCUAUGGCAAACUGAGGGGCGUCAAGAAGGAGCUCAACAAUGAGAUCCUGGGACCCGUCAUCCAGUUCCUGGGGGUGCCUUAUGCCGCACCCCCCACGGGCGAGAGGCGCUUCCAGCCCCCGGAGCUGCCCAUCUCUUGGCCGGAGGUCCGCAAUGCUACGCAGUUCGCCCCGGUCUGCCCCCAGACCAUCGUGGAGGGGCGUCUGCCGGACGUCAUGCUGCCUGUGUGGUUUACUAACAACCUGGAGAUAGUGUCUUCUUACGUACAGGACCAGAGCGAGGACUGCCUUUUCUUAAACAUAUAUGUUCCCACUGAGGAUGGUCCCAUUACAAAGAAACACAAUGAUGAUUUAGGUGAUAAUGACGGGGUGGAGGAUGAAGACAUCCGUGAAAGCGGCAGCCCCAAGCCAGUGAUGGUAUUUAUCCAUGGGGGAUCCUACAUGGAGGGCACUGGGAAUAUGUUUGACGGCAGCAUCUUGGCAAGUUACGGCAACGUUAUCGUCAUCACAGUGAACUACCGGCUUGGCGUAUUAGGUUUCUUAAGCACAGGGGACCAAGCUUCCAAGGGAAACUACGGACUCCUUGAUCUGAUCCAAGCCCUGCGCUGGACUAGCGAGAAUAUUGCUUUCUUUGGUGGUGACCCUUUACGAAUAACAGUUUUUGGAUCAGGGGCUGGCGCCUCCUGUGUCAACCUCCUGACCCUGUCCCAUUAUUCUGAAGGUAACCGUUGGAGCAAUUCAACCAAAGGACUUUUCCAGAGAGCUAUAGCACAGAGUGGCACUGCGUUGUCCAGCUGGGCCGUCAGCUUCCAGCCUGCUAAGUACGCUCGCAUGUUGGCCAAGAAGGUGGGCUGUAACCUGAAAGACACAGUGGACCUGGUGGAGUGUCUGCAGAAGAAGCACUACAAGGAGCUGGUGGACCAGGACAUCCAGCCAGCCAGGUACCACAUCGCCUUCGGGCCUGUCAUAGACGGAGAUGUGAUCCCAGAUGACCCCCAGAUCCUCAUGGAGCAGGGCGAGUUCCUCAACUAUGACAUCAUGCUGGGCGUCAACCAGGGCGAGGGCCUGAAGUUCGUGGAGCUCAUCGUAGACAAUGACAACGGCGUCCAGGCCAAUGAUUUUGACUACGCCGUGUCCAGCUUCGUGGACGACCUGUACGGUUACCCGGAGGGAAAGGACAUUCUGCGGGAGACCAUAAAGUUCAUGUACACGGACUGGGCUGAUAAACACAACCCAGAGACCAGGAGGAAGACCCUACUAGCCCUGUUCACUGAUCACCAGUGGGUGGCUCCAGCAGUGGCCACAGCAGACCUCCACUCCAGCUUUGGGUCGCCAACGUACUUCUACGCCUUCUACCACCACUGCCAGACAGAGCAGGUGCCCCCCUGGGCAGACGCAGCCCACGGUGAUGAGAUCCCCUAUGUGUUUGGCCUGCCCAUGAUCGGUCCCACAGAACUGUUCCCCUGUAACUUCUCCAAGAACGACGUCAUGCUCAGCGCUGUGGUGAUGACCUACUGGACAAAUUUUGCCAAAACUGGUGACCCCAACCAGCCGGUCCCCCAGGAUACCAAGUUCAUCCACACCAAGCCUAACCGUUUCGAGGAGGUGGCGUGGACGCGCUACAAUCAGAAAGACCAGCUGUACCUCCACAUCGGCCUGAAACCCCGCAUCAAGGAGCACUACCGGGCCAACAAGGUCAACCUGUGGCUGGAGCUGGUACCCCACCUCCACAGCCUGAACGAGGUCACCCAGAUCAUCUCCACCACCACCAAGGUCCCCCCACCGGAGGUCACUCCCAGGACACCAAAGAAGAUCCCUGUCAACACCAAGAGGCCUAACCCUACGCCAUUCCCCACCGAGUCUCAGGACAGUCAGAAUCAGCCCUUCCUGGUGGACCAGAGGGACUACUCCACUGAACUAAGCGUCACCAUUGCUGUGGGUGCCUCGCUGCUCUUCCUCAACAUCCUGGCCUUCGCCGCCCUCUACUACAAGAAGGACAAGCGGCGGCACGACGUCCACCGGCGUUGCAGCCCCCAGCGCAACACGACCAACGACCUGGCGCACACACAGGAGGAGGAGAUCAUGUCCCUGCAGAUGAAGCACACAGACCUGGACCAUGAGUGCGACGCCAUGCACCCACACGAGGUAGUUCUGAGAACUGCCUGCCCGCCAGACUACACGCUAGCCAUGCGCCGCUCCCCCGACGACAUCCCCCUCAUGACCCCCAAUACCAUCACCAUGAUCCCCAACACCAUGCAGGGCCUCCAAUCCUUGCACAACUUCAACACCUUCCCCAGUAGUGGACAGAACAACACCCUGCCUCACACCCUGCCCCACCCACACUCACACUCCACCACCAGGGUAUAGCCGGAAGGACGGACGCUGACACACACAGCACAUGCCAGAGCUCACACCCAUGUGGAAUAACCUCUACUCCUGUGAAUAUAUGAAGGAAAUUGGGAUUUUGCUGGGACGGGAGAAUAAUUUCAUUUUAUAUAAAAGAAGAAAUGAGAAGAAAGUAAAAAAAUAUUUGAAAUGAAAAAAUAAACGAGGAUAAUUGUAUUUCUGGUAUUGAAACAGAACAAGGUAAACUUCUCCAGCUACAGAUAUCAACUUUGGAAUUUUAUAAACGAUUGCUUGAUCCUGUUAUCUUGGAAAAGAGAAAAAACCUCAGUGGAGUCUCAAAGGAGUAGCGGACCGCUUUGUAAAUUAAAGAAAACACAUUGUUUUCCUGAGGCAUCAAACUGUAGAGUACUCUUUCUGGAGUCAAGGGGAGAUGCCGCUCAACCAAUUUAGGCAUGUGUUACUCUACAAGUAGAGGCAAUGUAAGAUAUGAUAAAAACAAUCUAGAGAGGGGAAAAACUCUUAAAGAUUAUGCACAAUGUAGACAUUUUCAAAAUGUCUUGAAUUCUUUUCAGCAAUUUAUUUUUGGGGAACAGUUUUAUUGUAUAGAACCUUUUUACAUAUCUAGAUAUGUACACAAAGCACCAAUGCUGUUUAAGUCGUUCUUGGGCGUCAAUACCGCAAAUCUGCCAGCAGAACAAAAACGGAGGGAUCCACUGGCUUUCUGGCAGAUACAGCUUCAUCACACAAGUGCUGUCUAUACCGAGAGCUGGAGGACAAAGAACACUGGAGAUUUUUAGCACGAAGCGCAUGACAAUUUAUCUGCUUGAUGGCUGUUCUGCUGAUUAAGUCAUAAUUAAGAAAAAAUGUCAGCCCCGUUGGAUUAGUUUGAAGGAACACUUCCGGUUGGCUUACAAACCCACAAACCCUCAUGGGUUAAGGUCAUGGGUCAUAAUUGGGGACAGCAGGGGAGGGUGGGCUUAUGGUAACUACAGUACAUACACAAUAGCUUGAGUGAACAUGGGUAUAAGGACUAGUUUUGUACAAUGUGUGUUGGUACAACUUUUUGAUAGUGGUGAAUCACUCGCUGUUUGGGAUCCCAAUGGAGGGACGUUUCAUUGUACCCUUUUGAUCAAUGUUAUUUGCUAUUACAUAUUGGGUUUCUUAUCACUGCUCUUGACUAGUUCAAGGAAACUUUAACGUAGAAAAGUAAUUACCUGCACUGUUUAUUGUUUUUGUUUUCCGUAUGAAUGAUUCCUAAACACAAAGAGGGCCCAGGGCUAUGAAGAAGGGAAAGUGAAGGCUAGGGAAUAGUAGAACCUUUUGGCUGCAUACAUUUUCUUUCCUUCUAUUAUCCUUUCAUAGAGUAUGUUCCGUAGCGCUGUUUAAAGAUUAAUGCGUAUAAAUUUGUAAUUGAAGCGAGGAGGCCCUCCGCUGACAUGUUGGAUGUGCCUGCAACCCAACAGCAUUUGGAGGAAAGGCGGGGUGGAGAGAGAGAGAGAGAGCAGGGGCUCCAGGAACUCCCAUGGUACACCUCUCCCAGGGAGGAAACGGUGAUCAGGCAGAUUCACUGCAAUAGAACCGCUUAGAACCGUCUAGCCAGCACCCUUGUCUCUCACAGAGUAAUUUCCAUUUGCUUCUGUUCUGUUCUUUUUUUAUUUUCUACUGAAGAUGCUGUACUGUAUUGUCUCAGAUUUUCUGGACUUUUAGUUGUUGUUGUUCCGUAGCAUGGUUUAUUCAUGAACACACGCCUUGGUGUCACAUUGUACAAGCCUGUCAGCGUGUUACCAUGACUGUCCCGCUAACCCCUAGGCAGCCCAUAGUGAAUGUUCCUGCCCUCACAAUGCCAGAGUGCAACUUCACUCUGCCAGCUAGCGCAGGCCAGGAGAGUAACAAUGUGUCAUACAAAUACAUACCAGAGUGAAUAGCUUAAAGGAGGAAGCCGCUGAUGGGGAAAAUAGUUCUCUAAACAGUCAAAAGGCCAACUGUACUCAAGCAGAGAGUGAAGACGACACAUACAGUAGUAAGAGACGACACAUAAGUAAGACAUAAAGUAGUAAGAAAAACAUUUGUCCUCCCAAUUUCCUGUCAAUAAAGCCUGGACAUAAUGUGUCUGCUGAGAGGAGACAGUUGCUCUACAGUCAUUCAAAGUAAGAACAUACCCUGCCAAACAAUGGGAUGUAGACAAGGUAUAGCUUUUCUGGGGGAGGUGAAGGAAAAUUAAAGUCCACAUGGCCCAAAACUAAAACGCAAGCAAUUUCACCAGCCUGUAUUGCAGUGGUGUGACCUCUAAACAAGGCUCCUCACUGGAGAAAUGACACAGUGGGAGAAAACCGCCCAGCGAAUUAAACAUGUAAUUGCACUACGGACAAAUGAUCAAGGAAUUGGAGAACAACAUUGGAGAGUUGGCAGGAGAGGCGAAUGCUAAAGAAGCACUUACUCUAGCACGCAUGAUUUACAUUUACAUACAUUUAAGUCAUUUAGCAGACGCUCUUAUCCAGAGCGACUUACAAAUUGGUGCAUUCACCCUAUAGCCAGUGGUGAAUGAUUGGGGAUUAAGAGGUGCAGGGAGAGAACUGUGUUCUGCUUCUGAAUAACAGAAAACCUCUGACACAGAGCCAGUCCUCAACAGGAUGUUCCCAUCCCAUGCUGGAUGAAAUUGCUCUUUGCUAAGAAGCUAUUUUUGUUUUUUUUGUCCAUUUUAAUUGAAAACAAUCACAGUAAGGUACUUAAUUGUUACCCAUAAAUUAUUUGAUUUUGAGAUAAAAAUGGCUGCAUUGGACCUUUAAAAUUUUAUGAGCCAGUGGUGAAGGAGAGCUUUAAGGGCUCUCCCUCCAGAUUUGCAUGCAGGACUUUCAGAAGGCGAGAGAAAGAAAAGGUAUACCUGAAACUAUAAUGUGACGAUGUGGCUCAGGCCUGACCUGUGUUACCCAGGCCUCGACAGAGGAGGGUCAAGCAUUGUGAAUGAAUGUAAUGCAAAGAGUGCCAUUUCCUCAAAAAAAAAUGCUACACAACAUCUUUGAGAUCUAUGAAGAUCUUUAAGAUCUGUAAAAGGGUGAUCGCUCUUUCAAAAUGUCUGUGAAAAGGGCGCUAUGUGAGUGGGUAUGGCAGUUAUAUUGUAGAUUUGUCACUUGUCUUUCUUUCUGGUUAAAUAGUCAUUACUUUUCUGGAGCACAAUACAUUAUUUUAAUAAGAUUAAUUAGCAUUGCUGCAACUCUUUAUUUACCCGUUAUGUUUGGUCAAUAGUCUGAUUUGAUGAACUUGUAGAGUAGACACACAGUUAAAGAAUGCUUGACUGAACUGAACUUCAAGCAACCCUGUACUCACUCACUUGUCAGGUGGUCUGUCACACACUGUUGGGUUCCUUUGCUAGGGCUAUAUAGGACUUUGUGUUGAUGUGUCCUAGACUUAAAACAGAAUUUCAGAAAUUUGACUCGCAGGUUUUGACCGUUUCAGUUGUUGUUUUUAAGUGACAGAGAUGAAAGAUAAGUAAUUUAAUGGAUUUUUACUGCUGUGCUUUCUGUGGUCUGUUGGGGCUGUGUGUCAUGGAGGUGUCAAUGGUAUAUAUUUCCUCUUAUCUGUAAAAAUCGCAAGCAUAUUUGGCAUUUCCUUUCAUGCUAAUCAGAAAUCAAUCUAGACUUGGUGACAUUUCUACUUGUUGGCAACGAUUAAAAACCAAUUAUGUCACCGCCUGACUUCGACAUUUGAGAGCAGGCAAGAGAUUCGGCCUUGAGACUGAGGGGAAUAAGCAUAGAGCUGUUUACCGUGCGUGGUUUUGACCAAAGAGCAGCUGAAAUCCUGUUUGAUAAGGGUUCGCAAUUUCCCAUUAUGGAGUAUUUCACAACAUCAAACACUUUUUCCUCUGAUAACCAGUCUUUCAUUUACAUGCACUGUUUGAUCUAUCUACUUUCUUAUCCCUGGGCCAUUUCUUGCAAGCCUUUUAUAACAUUAGAUAAUUGCUAUGUACUUAAGCAAUGUUUUAUAAAACCGUUGCAUAACUUUGUUCUACCUAGCAGCAUAUUUUGUGAAAUAGAUUGAAUAUCCUGUCAAAAGUGCAAAGCAAUAUGCUCUGAGAGUUGGCAAAACAAGACAGAAGAGUUGACCUAUACUAAUCCAGAUUUGAAUGACUGUGGGGGGCUAACUAGCAUCAUAUUUAAGUUUGAAUUGUUGGUUACAAAUGGAUGUUCAACAGCAAAUCAGCUACACCUCGAUCAUGUCACCCCCCUUUUUCGAGUACAAGGGAGUCACUACAAAUAAACAUACACUUCUAUGUGAGCCUGUGCAACUGACUCUGCAAAUAGACAAUGUACUUUGCAUUAUUUGUGGUUUGAUUUCUUUGGAACCUUCAAAAUAAAGUUAAUAGCCUCCUCCAACCCAACCCAUUUUAUCUGUAACGGUAAGGCUUCUGUUUGCCUUCAGUGACUUAAGUUUGUGUGUGGACAUCCAUGGCUUUCAUGAGCAUUUUCAAUAUCAUUAAUAAAUAUUAUCUUAUUUUUUAACUUG